This is a messenger RNA of Misgurnus anguillicaudatus (oriental weatherfish), 817 nucleotides long. Its product is annotated as protein SPMIP1. The record is from RefSeq and is a predicted model, not a curated record. NCBI's taxonomy places the organism in Eukaryota, Metazoa, Chordata, Actinopteri, Cypriniformes, Cobitidae.
UGAUCUGGUCUCUGAUUGGUCACACUGGUCAGGAGAUGAUUGACAUGCUCCUCUUGGGUUUCAGUGGCUCUGCUCUCUUGUUUAAUCUCUAAGAGACACAAAGCACAAACGCGUCGCUCAAUAGUCAUGAGGAGCCUGCUCACCACACAGGACCAGAACUUCUACCGCGAGCUGAUCCUGAAGGAGGCCUACACACGACUGGCAUGGAAGAUGAAAUACAGUCAGGAAUAUCCCAGCAGCUCCACGGCUCGCCGGUUCAAAUCCAUUGGGCUUUUCAAUCCUCCAUCUGUCAGUAAACUCACACUGCCUCCUGUGGUCCAGAAACCAAAAACGCCUGUGGUGACCCAGCGGGCCCUGAGCGAGACGCCCCUGAUGAGACCCGUAAGCCCACACACUAAAGCAUCUCUGUACAACGGCUUCUCUCAUGAAGGCAAAGGACGACAGCUAUACCUGAAGAAACGUAGCAAACAAGGUCCUGAAGAGAAAUUCGAAUAUCCAAUUUUGUCUUCUUGGGAUUAUGGAUGGAGGUUAGGUGACUAUGACACCGACUGCAAGACGCCGGCCAACGGAAGAUCUGAGAUCGUAAGGAACACUUUCUAUGCCAGGAAUGGCAUUUUUAAUAUUCCCUCGGCAACAGAUCGGCUCGGAUAAAAUGCCCCUAGACUAUUUCAUCAACUCCAGACCUGGAGAAGAAAAUGUCAAGUUCCCAUAAACUUUAACUGACAGUGUGUUUACUUUCUAAGACCCAAUGUCCAGAAUACUCUGACACAGUAAAUCAUUUAUUUAAAUUAAGUAAAUUCUUUGUCUAAUGGUAAAG